CCCUUUAACGCCCACAGACCUAACAGACAGUUUAUUUACUAAACACCAAACAAGUGAUAAGCCUCCCAGUGAAGUAGCUUGUUAAUCAUUGUGUCAACAACAUCUCACUUUUACUUCACUUUGCUCAUCUUCAUCCAUAUAACUAGUACUUGUAAACAUCGUAAUGAUUUCACGCCGCGAUAAGCUUUUGAAUUUGCCUUGGACUCAACAACGUUACGAACAUCAUCGUGCCAAUCUACGUUCGGCCAAACCGGCCAUUGAUAUGCGCACUCCGACCAUUUACUCGCAUGUGAUACUCAAACCCAAGAAAGUGCAGAUAGAGAAGGAACGUUUGCAACGCAUUGAAGUGGAGAAUGUGCGGCUGUUACAGAAAUUGGGCGACAUUAUGCAAACGAAGCGUAUGUCGGAUUUGUGGCUGGCGCCGAGACCAGAUUUCUUACAUCGUGAAAAAUUAUUUGAAACACGUCCAUACUCUAGUCUACCUAAGUUGAUAACCAUCUAUGGACCGAAAUCUUCAGUGGAGCAAGCGUUUAGUGCACCAAUUGCUUUAAAAUCGCCUAACUCAAGAAUGGUGCAGCGUUGUCCUACUUGUAGUGGUCGACCGGAACGUACUCAAGUGGCCAUUCCCGAGAAGCGAAUACCUUGGGCGCCGCCUCGUGUUUCACGAAACGUACAAACCAAAGUAGCUUUUGAAAUGAAAAGAUGCUUACACUGUGGACACCCCAAGAAAGUUGAUGAAGGAAAGGCGAACUCAACAGAGAAAAAUGACUAAAUAAAUAAAAGUUUAAAGUAGAAUUUACAGCAGAAAUUUGGAAAAAUGGAAAUGUAAUGUUUUUGGGUUACGGAGUUCCAAAGAAUCUCUGAUUUUUUAAUGUAUUUAUAUGUUAAAUUUUUUUUUUCUUUUUCACAUUUGAAAAAAAAAAAAUAUGUCUGUAACUCAUAAACCAAACAACAUUCAAAAAAACAAAGAUAAACUAAACAUACAACUCGUGAAAUGAAGUCCUCAAAGAGCUUUUAAAUUAAUGAACGAAAUGUCAGAACGAAAACACAAAAUUUGCCAACCUGCCAAGUGAUUCAUCGUCGCCAGUGCGAUCCCAAUCAUAGAGUCUAAAAACCAACAAUGUAUGUUGCGUCACCUCAACCACAGCCUGUUUAUGUUUGUGGUGGAGUGGGCGUGGCAUGUCCACAACAUACCAGCAAGGUGUAUUAGUAGCGUUAAAUUCACGCAGUUGUGAGUGCGUUGCGUAGUAUAAGAGUGGGAGAGAGAGAGAAAAGAGAUGGCGGACACAAGAAAAAAACGAAAUUUUUACGAAUUCCGUCUUUUGCACUUAAACAAAUUUUUACACAUAAUUUUCUACUGUUAAUAUAAUUAUAUAUUCGCAUGUUUGAAUUUAGGUACUUUUUUACUACACUUAAUAACAAAAUUUGUAACAACUUUUGCUAUUUGUGCACUUACAUAACUAAAUGAGACUACAACAAAUAGUUGCAAUAAACUUUAGCAGCCAAAAUGGAACGGAAAUUAAAACGUGCUUGUUUUUAUUUAAUGUACCUGCAUGUCAUAGGGUAAGUUAGUAACUUAGUUCGUGCCUAUGUAGUAUUCAAAUUCAUGCAAUUUUGUGGUGUGUCAAAGAAAGAGAAAAAGAAUGGGACGGAGGGGGAUGGCAUGCUAACUAU
Rhagoletis zephyria (snowberry fruit fly) is the source of this 1674-nucleotide messenger RNA. RefSeq lists its product as uncharacterized. Lineage: Eukaryota; Metazoa; Arthropoda; Insecta; Diptera; Tephritidae. The record is from RefSeq and is a predicted model, not a curated record.